Messenger RNA from Mauremys mutica (yellowpond turtle), 2874 nucleotides. RefSeq names its product ring finger protein 130 (gene RNF130). The transcript is spliced from 8 exons. The record is from RefSeq and is a predicted model, not a curated record. The coding region runs from base 459 to 1733 and encodes 424 amino acids. Lineage: Eukaryota; Metazoa; Chordata; Testudines; Geoemydidae.
GAGGGGGGGCGGGCGCCCCUGGCCGGUGCCGGCUGCGCGCCCAGCCCGGUGACCCGCAGCGGGGGCAGGCGGCUGGGGGCGCUGGCUGCCGCCCGCUCUCGGUAGCAGCGCGGGCACAGAGCGGGACUCCCCGCCCGCGGGAGGAGGGGGGAGCUGCUUCGAGCCGCGCCAGCCCUGCGCUGACCCCCGAGGCCGGGCUGUGGCGGGCUGCGCAGGAGCCGCCCGCGCCUGUGAGUCCAGUUUCGGGGGGGUUCCUCGGUAGCUCCCUGGGGCUCCCUGCAGGGCCGCUGGCCCCUGGAUGGGCUGCCUGGGGCCCGAGGGCUUCCCUGCCGCCUCCCGAGCUGUGAGUCCGCGGCCCCUUCCUGCCUGCGGGGGGAUAAACACGCGCGCUGGGCGGUAGGAGGCGCCUUGGCCUGUGGAGACGCUUCACGUCUGUGCUCGUUCGACUUCAGCUGAAGAUGAUGCUCGCGGAGUGGACUUCCCAGUAUUGGAAGCGUCUCUCUUCCUUGCCCGUCUUGCUCCUGGUUCACUGUUGUGUCUUGCUGGCUAGCGCGGAUAAUACCAGCCAGGCGUAUUACACAGCCCUCAUCAAUGUGACUGUAUUGAACCCCGACCGAGUCAGCCCUACCUUACUGAGGAUCGAUCGUGGACGCUACGGGCAGGAUUCCCCCAAAGUGGAGGUCAAAGGCCUGCUUCUGGCCCCAGUGCCUAUCAACGGAGUGGUGGAUCGUCUGGGCUGUGAUCCUCGAACACGUUUCCAUGUUCCUCCGAAUACCAAGCAGUGGAUUGCCUUGCUGCAACGAGGAAACUGUACAUUUAGAGAGAAAAUAUUGCGAGCAGCUUCACAUAAUGCCACAGCUGUGGUCAUUUACAACAAUAUAUCCAGUGAGGAACCUGUCACUAUGACUCAUCAAGGAACUGGAGACAUUGUUGCUGUCAUGAUUACAGAGUCCAAGGUAAAGGAGAUCCUAAAUUACUUGGAAAAGAACAUCUCUGUCCUGAUGGCAAUAGCAGUUGGAGCCCGUGUUCCUCCAAAGAAUUUUAGUCGUGGCUCUCUAGUCUUUGUGUCAAUAUCAUUCAUCGUUUUGAUGAUAAUUUCAUCAGCAUGGUUAAUAUUUUACUUCAUCCAGAAGAUCAGAUACACAAAUGCACGUGACAGGAACCAGCGUCGUCUUGGAGAUGCUGCGAAGAAAGCCAUCAGCAAAUUGACAACCAGGACAGUAAAGAAGGGUGAUAAGGAAACAGACCCAGACUUUGAUCAUUGUGCUGUCUGUAUCGAGUGUUACAAGCAGAACGAUGUUGUCCGUAUUCUGCCAUGCAAGCACGUUUUCCACAAAGCCUGUGUGGAUCCUUGGCUUAGCGAACACUGUACCUGUCCUAUGUGUAAACUGAACAUUUUGAAGGCUCUGGGAAUUGUACCAAGUGUGCCAUGUACAGAUAACGUAGCCUUUGAUAUGGAAAGGCUCACCAGAGGCCAGCCAGCCAAUAGACGAUCAGCACUUGGUGACUUUGCCAAUGACAACUCACUCAGCCUGGAGCCCCUACGUACUUCUGGGAUGUCACAGCUUCCACAGGACGGGGAAAUAACUCCAAGGACAGGGGAGAUCAACAUUGCCGUAACAAGUGGUCACUUCUUUCACCACAAUUCUUUGUCUCCUCGGAGCCUGGUCUAUGAGAGUGAAUUCUCAACAAUCCAACCUGCCUUGGACAUGUACGAUGAGAACAAAACCUGAAAGGAAUGUGUGUUGUGGUGUUGGUUUCUUCCUUUUUUGUUUCUCAUUCCUGUUGUUGUGUACUCCUUCCAUGGGUGUCCUUUUGUCUAAAGAAGAGCUGCUUUUCCCAGAAUACAAGCCUGGUUCCAAGUGACAAAGAUGAAGCUCAACUAUGGUUGUCUCCAAGGACGACAUCUCUGGGACAACAAUGUGCAUACACAAAAUGGGCUGUUAUAAAUUGCAGAAUUGAAGUGCAAGUUAGGUUUGUCAGUCCAGCCGAGUCUGUACAAAAGAGGGCUUGCCCUGAUCCAGAGUACUUUUGUAUUGAAAAGGUGCGUCUUAAAUAAGCACAUGAUCUUUCCAUUGUUUUAAUCAUGCACAUGUUUGCUGGACUGUCAGACAAGAUACCUGGUGGUUGAGGCGAUUCCAAGUUCCAGUGGGGUAAAGGAACACCAUUUUUUUUCAGUCUCCCCAUGAGCUUAUUGUGACAUGUCCCCUUUCUGAGGGGAACCCGUAGAAAUGCAUUGACUUUCCUAUUGUCCAUUUAACUCUGGGUAAUGGCAAAACAGGUUGGUACUAGAGCUACAGACAGGAGCUGUGUCUGGAGUAUCCAGGAAAGGUUUCAAGUAACCCAAUGCUUCAAUUUUUCAGUUUCCACCGAAGCUGGACAAAGGUUUCCUACAACUUCAGCCAUUCCUAGCCCUCCUGCCAAGUGAAUCUCUUGACAACAGGGAUGCUGCUGAUGUUCAUGGACCCACCAUUUGAUCUUCCUUAAAAUCAUUAGACUUCUUGAGAAAUGUGCAGGUAUCUAGCUAGCUAUCUUCGUUUGAUUUUUUUUUAAAAUCCACCAGUGGGUUUUUUUUUUCACGGAGAUUUUUUGAGAAGCCAACAUGUUGGUAUUGUACACGGAACAAAAUGUAAAUUUCCUACCCUGUUCUCCCAAUGAUACCUGCAGCAGUUAAGUAACAAACACUUUCUCAAUGCUGUGCCCUUUCCUGCUGCCAUCAGUAAUGUGAAUGCAGAAAGCAGAAGAAUUAAGGAAAGCACCCAUGCUUUGACACUUGGAGAAAAAACAGUUUUUUGUGACAAAGUGGCUGAGAAAUGAAUAUUGUCCUAAAGCUUCUAAAAGGGUAAUGUCGAAAUAGAAAACAAGAUUUUUUUU